Manacus vitellinus (golden-collared manakin) is the source of this 2310-nucleotide messenger RNA. RefSeq names its product WD repeat domain 77 (gene WDR77). NCBI's taxonomy places the organism in Eukaryota, Metazoa, Chordata, Aves, Passeriformes, Pipridae. Gene Ontology annotation, biological process: oocyte axis specification. Gene Ontology annotation, cellular component: methylosome. Gene Ontology annotation, molecular function: protein binding. The transcript has 7 exons. The coding region runs from base 1 to 579 and encodes 192 amino acids. The record is from RefSeq and is a predicted model, not a curated record.
AUGAAGUUGCCAUUCAUUGGACGCACCUCCUUCCAGGAAGUGGCUCACUCGGCAGCAGUGACAUGUGUGGCUUCCUGUCCUGGUAAGGACACUGUGUUCCUGUCCUGUGCUGAGGACAACAGAACUUUACUCUGGGACACCAGAUGCCCUAAACCAGCUACCCGAAUUGUUUGCAGUGCCUGUAAUUACCUCCCUACCUCAAUCAUGUGGCAUCCACAGAAAAGUGACAUCUUUGUUUUGGGUGAUGAAAGUGGAACAGUUGCACUAGUAGACACAAAGAAUCCUGACUCUGCCCUCAGUGCCACCGUGCACGCCCGGAGCAUCACGGGCUUUGCAUUCUCUGCACACAGUUCACCCUUACUGGCUUCCAUCAGUGAAGACUGUUCAGUUGCUGUUCUUGACUCAGACCUCUCAGAGGUGUUCAGAAACCGUUCUCACCGAGACUUUGUUAAAGGCUUAUCCUGGUCUCCUUCAGACGAUGCCUUGCUCACUACAGUUGGAUGGGAUCAUCAGGUUUUACAUCACACUGUCCCUGUACCAACUGGUGAAGCUUCUGGAGUCAACUGUGUAAAAGAAUAGUUUUAUAAACUCAUGGUCCAAGUUCCUUCCUGGCAUCACUUUGAUUCUGCUGAAGUCAAAGGUGUGUGUGAACUGGAGCGGGGAUGGUCUGUUGUCUGCCUUGAGGCUCGUGGCUCAGAAGGUUCCUGUAGUAAUUUUGAAUUAGGCCUGAGUUAGUUACAAACCAAGCUUUGCCCUCUCCUCGGGAGUGCUUCUGUAAUAUGACUUCAGUUUUACCCAGAGGAAAAAAAAAAAUUUGCUUCAGGUACAGAGGAGACUUGGAGAGAUGGGGAAUUAGGUGUAAUGAAAAAUAAACUUAGUCAAAAAGAUUGGAUUCCUCCCUCAGUUCUCCAAACCACCCAUGGUAUUAAUAGAAACAUUUUCUGAGGGGGUUUAACAACACACCUCCUCUCAGGUGGGUGUGAGAGCCUUGCCCUUGAGCAAAGUUCUUUGCUCUGAAAUGUAAUUCUUCCAGUGGAAUGGGAAGACAUGUUCUAAUUCAAAGACUAGAAGGGUUCCAGUGUUGUCCUUAAUGCAGCACUUGGUUUAGAGCACUGGGCUUCAGUGCCAGUGUGGAUCCUGUGCUGAGCACUGCUUGUGCACUGCUAUCAACACCUGUGCUUGGUGAGAGGAGUCCUGUACACUGUAUAAUGAGGCUCCCAGCUGUAGCCCUGUAAUUAAACACCUUUGGGAUGGUGCUGAAAUCCUGGGACCUGUGAUGCUCAGCCCCAGGGCCAGUUAAAGGGACUGAAAGCCAGAAGUGAGCAGUUGCUGUGCUGUUUGACACCAUAUUUCAUCUCCUCUGGGCUGAAGGCGAUUUACUCAAAGAUAAGACCUGUGAACAAAAGGUUUCUGUAAGGGAAAAACUGGACUAAGGACUUCAGUUGUCAUUUGCUUGCUCCUGUAACAGGCUCUGCUUAGUGAUAAACCAGACUCCUCGUGCACUUGUGAUGAGUGACUCUUGUGCCAGCGACUGAGGGGACAGAACACUCCCAUAAUCCCCAAAACAGACUCCACAUAAUCCCUAAGAGGUGUUUUUUUGUCAUAUAUCACAUCCAUUUCUAACUAAACUGUUUCCCUGGAAUAUAUUUAACUGAAAAAAAAAAAGUCAUUGCUCUGCAUGAAUUGCUGCUGCUCUAGAUAUGGCUUGGUCUGGCCUAGUAUCUCCUAGACAGAAUUAAGCAAGUCUUGGCUAAUGAAACAAAAAUACUGUUGAAAUGAAUGUUACCACUGGUUCUUUAGCAUGAUAGCAACACUUAAAUGUACACUGCUUCCAGUGUUUAUCCCUGCAUACACAUAGGUUUAGUUGUGCAAAGCCCACACUUAAUUUUUAGGCAGACUAAGCUUUCCCAGGCUCUGGACUUUUCUCAUAGUCUUUGUAAACCUCACCUGCUGCUUCUUUAACUCCCCUGUCAUACAGGUGUUCACAGAGCAAACCUCCUGUUCUAGAGCAGUGUAUGACAAGGAGAAGGUAAAUGACGAUAAAAACUGACACGUUUCCUCAAAAAAUCCCCUUUGAACCACAAAGUCCCCUCUUGGGGACCUCUGAUGCUGUACUGAAACAGGUCUUGUGCUGGUUCUGAAGAAGUUGUCUUGGCAGAUGGUUUUUAAAUAAAUCAUAGUUUUCAUUUGUAACUGGGUUUAAAGUUUCACUGGGCCAGUUCUGUAGCACUGAAGAGCCAGCUGAGAUCAUUCACACUGUUGAAGUUGUGGUUUCAGUCCCUGAUAUUAAAACUGUUCUUAAAUAAAUGA